Messenger RNA from Oncorhynchus masou masou (cherry salmon), 4456 nucleotides. Its product is annotated as coagulation factor XIII A chain-like. The coding region runs from base 1 to 2208 and encodes 735 amino acids. The transcript is spliced from 14 exons. The record is from RefSeq and is a predicted model, not a curated record. Gene Ontology annotation, molecular function: protein-glutamine gamma-glutamyltransferase activity. Gene Ontology annotation, biological process: blood coagulation, fibrin clot formation; peptide cross-linking. Lineage: Eukaryota; Metazoa; Chordata; Actinopteri; Salmoniformes; Salmonidae.
AUGUCUUCCUCUGCACACUGUACCGGGUCCAACUUCCCUGGGCGCCUGGAAGGCCCCAUCUGUAGCUCCAAUGCUGAGCAAGAUGACCACCGUCUUCCCAUGUUUGAGGACUUUGGGGAGGCUGUGACAAUUCCCCAUGGCCCCUCCAGUGAUGCCACCCUGGAAUGUGUGAGAGUGGACAUGAUGCAAAAUGAGAACAAGAGCGACCACCACUGUCACUUGUACGAAGGCAAAAACAACAUUCUCAUCGUCCGCAGAGCCCAAGAGUUUCAGAUGACCCUCCAGUUCAACCAGCCCGUAAAUCCCAGUGACAAAUUCCAGAUUGAGUUUUACAUUGGUAUCGAUACCUACGUGUUGAAUGGCACAAAGAUCAUCAUCUCCUUUGACGGCUCACAAACUGGGAAUUGGACCGGCCGCAUGAUACAGCAACAAGGGGAUGAGUGUGUGGUGGGCAUCACCCCUUCUGCAGACGCCAUCAUCGGGAAGUACUACACGAGUGUGGCGGUCAUCGGGUCCAAUGGAAUCUCAAGGACACAAAAGGACUCUGGAACAGACUUCUACCUCUUGUUCAACGCCUGGGCGUCCAAUGAUGAAGUGUACAUGCCCAAUGAGGAAGACAGGCAGGAGUAUGUGAUGAAUGAAAAUGGCUACAUAUACCAGGAGGAAUCAGGUCAUGGAAGACAAUGGUAUUAUGGUCAGUUUGUGGAAGGGAUUCUUGAUGCCUGUAUCAAAAUCUUGGAUGACUCACACAUGCCUCUAGUAAACAGAGGCGAUGCUGUCAAAGUCUGCAGGAUAGGCUCUGCAAUGAUGAACUCCCAGGAUGACCGCGGGGUCUUGGUGGGCAACUGGAGCGAUGACUACUCCCUUGGCACUGCACCAACCUUCUGGAUUGGCAGUGACCAGAUCCUGCUCCAGUACGUCAACAAAGGGCCCGUCAGCUUCGCCCAGUGCUGGGUCUACGCCGGGACAUUCAACACCUUUCUGCGGUGUCUGGGCAUCCCUGCCAGGGUGAUCACCAACUUCAACUCUGCCCACGACAACACAGGGAACAUAAUCACAGAUCUCGUCUUCAACUCAGUGGGAAAUGUACUUGAACUGAACGAGCGCCUUACCAGAGACUCAAUCUGGAACUACCACUGCUGGAAUGAGGCUUACUUGUCCAGACUUGACCUCCCUGCAGACCAGAACUUUGGUGGCUGGCAGGUGGUGGAUUCAACCCCCCAGGAAACCAGUGAUGGAUAUUACCGCUGUGGACCUUGCUCUGUCAAAGCCAUCAAGGAAGGAAUGCUUGGCUAUCAAUUUGAUGCCCCGUUUGUGUUUGCUGAGGUGAAUAGCGACGUUUACAAAUACAAGCUAAACUCACAAACUGGGAAAACUGAGUUACUAAGCGUAGACACAACUUAUGUCGGCAUGAAAAUCCUGACAAAGUCCAUUGGUGGAAACAAUUAUGAGCCAAUGGACAUUACAGGGACGUACAAAUACCCAGAAGGCAGUAGUAAAGAUGAAGAGACCAUGAAGAAUGCAGAGAGAACCUACAAGACGCAUUUGCAAUAUGACGAUGAGCAGGGCGUGGAGAUGACGCUGGAGAUCCCGCAGGAGCGUGUGAAGAUUGGCCAGAACUUCCAGAUGGCUGUGGUCUUCAGGAACCUGAGUGAAGACACACGCACCAUCCAUGGCUUCCUGGUCGGCUCCACGAUCUACUACACCAACAUCCAAAAGGCUCAGUUCAAGCAGUUGACCUUUGACGUCACUCUGAAACCCAGGGAGACGUCGAGGGUACAGGUGGGCGUGCUGGCCCAGAAUUACAUGCCCAAGCUGGGUUGCCAAUCCAGCCUCCGCUUCGUGGUGACGGCCAAGAGCAUUGAGAACAACCAGGACUUGAUGGCCAUACAGAUAGUGAACCUGAAAAGCCCCGAGCUGGCCUUUGCGAUGAGUGGACCAGCGAAGGUGAACCAGGAGUUAUUUGUGAAGUUGGAGUUCACCAACUCGUUCCCAAUCAGCCUGCAUGACGUGAGGAUGGCCAUACAAGGGCCUAAUUUCAUCUCAUACCGGGAAAAGUUGUACAGUGAGAUCUCUCCUGGCGCCUCCAUCACCUGGAUAGAGUCCUGUGUCCCUACGAGGUCUGGGAAUACAAUGAUCUAUGCUGUCCUGGACUGCUCAGUCCUUGGGAAUGUGCAAGGCAAUUGGGCCAUUGGCAUCCAGGCCUGAGCAUCGCACAGGAAGCCCUUCCCACCUGCUAAUUGCCUGCCAUCGACCGGAGAACCAUGGACGAAUAGAGGCUCUUGUAUAGAUCUGAAAGGAUUUGAUUGUUGGAUAAGCAAUUCCAUCUAGCCUAUUAUUCAACAUGUCCUCAGCUGGGUUUUGAACUCACAAACUCUUGGUUCAGAGCAUCCCGACCUUCCUGCUACACCAUCACGCCGGUGUCAAUUACAGAUUGAACCUGUAUUCGUACACUUUGGGUUUGAGUAAAGUAGAAAUCAGCUUUGUUAAAAAUACACUAUUAUAAAAAACGAUUAUAGUUAUCAUAGUGAUUCAGGAGUAACAUUAAAACAGAAUAAUAUCCCCCACAAACAGUAGACAACUAUUCAGAAAACUAUACUUAUUCUGAAAUAACUGUAUGAAAUCUAUGGGGAGAGAAUAAUAAGAUGAACUAAAAUAGAAGUGCAGAUGGCACUCUUUUGCUAAGUGCAGACAUGUAUUAUAGAUAAUGAAUGUGUAUAGGAAUGCUAUAGACGUUGAUGGGCAGCAGAAAGAUCAGCGUAACCCAGAAGUUGUCAAUUCUAUUCCCAGGUGGGGUCAUAUUGAAAAGUCACUACUAAGUGAUAAUCAUGUUGUCAUUGAUGAAAUAUUUUGUACACUAUUUUAGCUGAAUAGUGUACCAUUUACUUUUAAACCCACAUAUCAUUUGAUUCCCUUACACAAAAACACAUUCAAAAUCACAUUUUCACAUGUGAAGUACCUGUUUUCACACGUUGAGCGGAAAUUUUCACAUAAAAAAAGAGACUUGAGGUCAGUUCUUCACAUAUGAAACCACAUGUUCACAUGUAUUCAAUUUAGAGUUCACAUGUUAACACCACCUUUUCACAUAUGAGGAGAAUAACAUGUUUUCACCUCAUGUGGAAUUUGUUUUUCACGUGUGAAAACAUUCACAGAGGAACAUCUAACUCUCAAAUGUGUAGUUUCAUGGUAUCGUACGUAGACAUUUUGCAUCCCCAUGUUGUCACAUUUAUUUCACGAGAUCAUGUUUUCACAUGUGUAGGUUCAUGUUAUCAGAUGCUUUUACAUGUUGUCACAGAUGUUAUCACGUGAAAUGUAUGUGAUUUUUCUGUAAGGGAUUGCUUACACCGAUUAGAUUUUGUUACAGAAAGGGCUAGGGGCUAGGAGUUCAUUUGGAAUUGGGCAGAAGAGGGAGGGCUAAACCGCAAUAAGCGCAUCAGUUAAUCUUUUUAUUUUCUCUGCAAUGCCAAAUAUCAAUCAAAUCAAUGUAUUUUCAGGCAUUGGUGACACUUAAAGUUGAAGGGAACCUACAUAAGGACUUCAUCACACAUUCAUUAGCCAUAUAUGCUACAUUCAUAAUCAGUAGAACUGCAAGCUGACUUUAUUUAACUAGGCAAGUUAGUUAAGAACACAUUCUUAUUUACAAUGGCAUUCUACCCCGGCCAAACCCGGACGAUGCUGGGCCAAUUGUCCUAUGGGACUCCCAAUAACGGGCAGAUGUGAUACAGUCUGGAUAUGAACCAGAGACUGUAGUGACGCCUCUUGCACCGAGAUGCAGUGCCUUCUACCACUGUGACUUCUUUGAUAUGUCAGAGUAUCAUCACUUGCAUGUCGACUCUAAACAUCCUGUGUAAACUUGCAGUUGUUGACAUAGUUUUUUCAUAAAAGUUAACCCUUCACAAGUGUUUCCAAAGACUCUCGGACUAAAAACUUUAAAAAGUUAUGAUCCAUAUGAAUAUGAUGGAUAGAGUUUUUUUAUGUGUUCUAAUUAGAUUACAUUUAUAUAUCAUGGAUUUAAUUUGGUUUCGAAUCAGCCGCCUCAGAUUCGGGUUUCUGUUAUUUUCGAUCUGACAAACCUUUGCUGACUGUGAAUUUCUCACACAAUCAUGACCUUCAAUCUAAUCAACGGUCCAGUGUUAUCUGCAUUAGAUUUUAAUCAAAAACAAAAGGUGCUGCAUUUAAAGAAGCUAUGCGUAUUUGUGAAACAAAGUGAAAAAUGUUUCUUUUAGACUGGGAUUUUUGUUGCCAAAACGUUGCACAUCACCCACCUAUCAUCCUUAUAUAAAUCAUUUAAAAAAAGAAAAAAAUCACAAUGUAAAGCAGGAUGUGGGCACCAUUCCUCAGUUAUUUUGUUUGAUUGUUUUUUGUAUAGCCAGUAACAUUGGAAAACCGUAAUUUUUGGCUUUGCAUCAAACUAAACAUUUUAAUUCACUGCCAUUUACUGUUUUUAACAUUUCAG